UGCAUUUAUAUUUUUUUCAGUAUAGGAAGUUGCAUAAAUCACAUUACGAAAACAUUGUGUAAAUAAGGUGUUGCUGUAGCUUGUUUUCUUCAGAUGCAGUCAGUAGUCAUUUGUUCAACUUAUUCAUAUAUACUUGUGUUCCAUUUUAGGUCCUCUCUUUUUCAAUUUCUGGGCUAUUCAACCGGUGACCCGCUAGUUCAGUAAAAAAAAACUUGCUUUUUUUGCAGAAGGUCCAUAAAAACAGCAGAGCGUUUCUGUAACUCCGACAAAAUAAAUAGACCAAAAUCCAAUGUCUACUGUGGAGGACAGGGGUUCUGAGGAAUAUACAAAAUAAGAAUAAUAGUGAAGGGAGAACUCCGACCCCCUGCUAUUUAUAUACUAAUUAAUUAGCGUAUAUUUGAACACGACUUACUUGGUAUGAGGUAGCUAUCCGCCUAUUUUGUUUUCCUGAUUCGUGACCCCUGUAACCCUGCCGCGUGACCCCUCCCCAUCGCCCCUUCUCCUCCCUGGUCUCCUGCUUGCUUUAUUAUUGACGGAUGUCCUGCGCCUGGGUUUUCAUCCACGACUCUGAGCAGCUUUGCAGGAUGCAUUUAAAAGUUUGUGUGUGUUGGGAGGCAAGGAAGGGGAGGGGGCUAGUUCCUGCACAUCUGUCGGCAGCUUUUCUCCCAAAGCAGGGAGAAGUUUGUUUUUCACCGCCAAGGAGACAGUGUCUCCCAGCUAGAAGCCACAAUCUUGUCUUGCUUUCUUCCUCUUGGUCCUCAGAACAUGUCCACAUUGCUUUGCUGUGAACUCCCACUAUUAUAAACAUUCUAAUGUUUUAUGUGUCAUGUGUUCAUGUUAAUAAUUCAACAACUCGCUUCCUCGGUCCAGGAGAGAGGUGGGGGCGGUCGGUAAGCGUCGUUGGUUGAUGUUUUGAUGGCUUGUGCCACUACAAUCGGGCACGUAAGCCCCUCUCCCCAAGAGUCUUCUAUAUUUUUUUCAACAGGACCCCACGAGGCUUUCCUGCCAUUGCUUUGCUCUCAGCGAUUGGGACCCGGGGGGGCUUAGACAAACUAAUAGCCCACUAAAAAUACUUGGAGCUCAGCGCGCUGGCCAGGCCUUUUCCUGCGCGUGGGCCACUGCGGAAAGAGGAAAUACAAAGUGGGGGGUGGACUUCUCUCAGACAUUAUAAUGUGUCUCCUCCAUCCACCCUCCUCACACACUGCUGGUUGGAGCCAGUGCAAGCAAGCCCCCCUCCCCACCUUCAUGAGUGACCGUAGGAGCCUGAGGCAAGGGGCUUGAGGUCAGCACGGGGCACUUCGGUUCUCGUCCCUGCUGGUCGGGGUACGAGUAGGGAGCUGGUCUCACCUAACACAUGUGUCCAGGACACUUGUGUCUAUUUAUUCUUGUCUUGCACAUCAGUAGAGCAGCACGAUGGAAGCGGCCAAAGCAUCCAGUGGCUACGUGAAGGAGUUUACCCGCCACUGUAACGACGUGCUGCUCAACCUCAAUGAACUGCGGCGCCGUAGCAUCUUGACGGACACCACCCUGGCGGUGGGCAAUGUGCACCUACUGGCGCACUCUGCAGUGCUGGUGGCCUGCAGCGGCUUCUUCUACUCGCUGCACACACGUCACAUGUUGCUUGGCGGCGGCAGGGAGCAGCUCAUGACCGUGUCUUUCCCCAGCCACCUGGAACCGAGCAGUGUCUCCCUCCUGCUGGACUUCAUGUACACUUCCCAUCUCCCUCUGACGCCCGCCAUCGCCCCCGGCGUGCUGGCUGUGGCGGCUUAUCUGCAAAUGGACCACGUGGCCGACACCUGCCGGGACUUCAUGCAGCUGCACUGCAUUGACAAUAUAAGACUUCCUCAACUGGUGCUGGACUCCAGAGUGUCAGUAGCCUCUGUGGCCCCUAAAGGUGGAGACCUGCCAGGACCACUGAAGUUCCUCCCAGCAGCAGGGACGAUCAGGGUCCCCGAGGAUGGCGAGCGAAUGCCCAUGCCGGGGGCUUUCCCCAGCCUCACGCCUGGCUGUGAGGAGCUGAAAAAGGAGCCCGACUCCCCCGUUGCGGGUGUGCCGGCUCCGUCACCAGACAGCCCUGCACGCUCCACUUGCCAGCCCAGCUCACCUGCUGAGUCCAAAACCUGCAAGGAACACCUUGCGAGCGACACCAAAGCCACACCUGACCCAAAGGUCUGCAACUGGAAGAAGUACAAGUACAUCGUCCUCAAUCCUCUCUGUGCUCGGAGCGCCCUGAAAGAGGAGGCGGAGGAGAGCAGCGCCGUAACCCCGCAAGCCCCCAAAGAGGCGUGGCCUGGUGAAGUGCCCGGUCAGAUGAAAAGACAGGGGCAGGCCUCCUGCUACGAGGGUUCUGGCCGAGCCCCUCCCCCCCGGCCAUCUGCCUCGGCGGAGGAGGGAACAGGCGCUGCUCAUCAAGCCGUCAAGAGAGAGCGUUACUACACGCCGUAUAGUUACCGUAGCAACGGUGGAGCAGCCAAAACCGUCCAGGCGGGCGAGAAGCCAUAUCGCUGCAACGUAUGCGGCGCCCAGUUUAACCGACCCGCCAACCUGAAGACCCACGCUCGCAUUCACUCCGGAGAGAAGCCAUAUCGCUGCGACACCUGCAGUGCACGCUUUGUUCAGGUUGCUCACCUCAGAGCGCAUGUGUUGAUUCACACUGGAGAGAAGCCUUACCCCUGUCACACCUGUGGCACCCGCUUCCGCCACCUGCAAACCCUCAAGAGCCACCUGCGCAUCCACACGGGAGAAAAGCCAUACUCGUGUGAAAAGUGUGACCUUCACUUCCGGCACAAGAGCCAGCUGCGCCUUCACCUGCGACAGAAACACGGCGCCAUCACCAACACUAAGGUCCGCUACAAGGUCCUGACCGAGCCCUACCCGUCUAUUCUGCAAGCCUGCUAAAGAAAAGCUCUCAAGCCCAAUCUCCAAAAUGAUCCUUAAAUAGGGUGGGGAUGUCCAAAAUGGUACAUUUUUGGCAGGCAGCUCAUUUUGUACUGGAUCUCAACACAUUUUAAUGAUAAAAUGAGUCAAUUAUAAAUGAGAUGGAUUAGAUAGUACACUAGUUUGUGUUGUCUGCAAUAACAUAGUUGACUACAUUGGAUUGCUUUAGUGCACGAAAAGUAUCAGAAAAAGCAGCCUUUUAUCUAUUUGUAUGCAGGCCUCGGUGUGGAUGGUUUGGACAGCGCUGGGUGAUGGGAAGUUAUGGUGGCACUAAACGGGCAUCUUUGUUGGAUUUGUAGUGAUGCAGGUGACGUUACAGGAAGUUGUUUGGCAAGUUUGUGAAGAGUUGUGAGGUGAGAAAGAGCAGAAAGAAAGUGUCAUGUUUGUUUAUAUGGUUUGAAGGAAGUCUGUUAGGGGAGAGUAUAAAAGCACUUAGUGGUGAUUUACAAGUUUUGCACUGGCAUUUCUAUUUAAGUGUCUUGAUGUGCGUAGGCCUGGUGCCUGCAUGCCCGCUUUUUAGCUCAUUUAUGCUGCUGACAGAGUCCAAGCAGGCAAAGGACUUAAGCUGACAUUUUUCAACAGAACAUGUAGUCGAGAAACACUAAGGAAUGGGAUUUGCUGGCCAAAGAUGCUUUGUAUAAUUUGAAUUAAAUACUUUUCUUUUUUUUUUACAUCAACUGGAGCAAUCAUGUCCUGUCUCUUUAUUUACAGUCAUGCAUCGUGCAGUCAAAAGAUGGUAAACA
Entelurus aequoreus (snake pipefish) is the source of this 3680-nucleotide messenger RNA. It is a transcript of the gene bcl6b, whose product is annotated as BCL6B transcription repressor. The coding region runs from base 1414 to 2898 and encodes 494 amino acids. Gene Ontology annotation, molecular function: DNA-binding transcription factor activity, RNA polymerase II-specific; RNA polymerase II cis-regulatory region sequence-specific DNA binding; protein binding. The transcript has 11 exons. Gene Ontology annotation, biological process: regulation of transcription by RNA polymerase II. The record is from RefSeq and is a predicted model, not a curated record. NCBI's taxonomy places the organism in Eukaryota, Metazoa, Chordata, Actinopteri, Syngnathiformes, Syngnathidae. Gene Ontology annotation, cellular component: nucleus.